AUGGCGUGGCUGCUCGUGCUGCUCGCGGUCGCGGCCUGCGUCCAGAGCUGCCCGACAUUGUGCUUUUGCUUUGGCUCGACGCGUGUCGUCGUGCAUUGUGAGUUCCAGAACCUCACGACCGUGCCCAUGUACAUUCCUGUCAACACGACGCACCUCAAGCUCGACUUGAACCCACUGCCGAUCGUCAACGAGUUUGCCUUCUUGCCCGUCCCGACGCUGCAGCUCAUCUACCUGCCGUUCUUUGCGCUGAUCCAGUACCAAGCGCUCUCGGAGAUGCGACUGGAUAAGAGCUCCUUCCGCGGCUUUACGCGCGUGCCCACCCACCCGCUCGAAGACCCGACGUUCAUUGCAUUUUCCAAGUACUAGCAAAGAUAUGUCAUGCCCUUGGCACUACGUACACGCAACAUCAAGAACAAUCGUG
This is a messenger RNA of Saprolegnia diclina VS20, 421 nucleotides long. RefSeq lists its product as hypothetical. The transcript is spliced from 4 exons. The record is from RefSeq and is a predicted model, not a curated record. The coding region runs from base 1 to 366 and encodes 121 amino acids. NCBI's taxonomy places the organism in Eukaryota, Oomycota, Saprolegniomycetes, Saprolegniales, Saprolegniaceae.